AUAAUAAAUUUUUAUUAUAUAAAAAUUAAACUCUGUACAGUUUGAGAGGAAAUUCAAUGAAGGUGGUCCGUUAACACCAUCGGUUUUAUUUCAAGUUUGAAGCAUCCCUGACGCGCCAUUGUAGAGUUGUGGUUGUUCGUGUUACUUAGUGUCAUUAUGCAUAGAAUUUGUGUUUUUAUUAAGUUUUAGAGCAUAAAUGAGUAUAUUUUUUUACAAAUGUAUUAGUGAAGUUAGUAAAAGUGACAAUAAUGCGUGCCGUACCCUUAUGUCUGACUAAUUACGAUCCCUGAGUCACCACGGCUUGUCUAGGCAGCGAGUGGGGGGCGCGCAAUGGAGGCGGGCGCCCGGGCCCUGGAUGUGCUGCCCCUGCUGCAGGAGCGGGUUGCGGCCCUCACCGGCGGCCUAGAUCGCAGGGGCGGGCCCAUCAUAUGGUUCCCCGCAAACUCCAGGCGGGACAGGGUAGCUCCAGAUGACUAUAGACGUUUGCUUCACUACCUUAUGAGCAUACCCAGUGACUCGGUGAGAACGCAUGGCUUUACGAUCUUGAUAGACAUGAGAGGUUCAGCAUGGGCCGCUAUUAAACCUAUUUUGAAAGUUCUGCAAGAACAUUUUUCUUCGUCCGUCCAUCAGGCACUUGUAGUUAAACCUGACAAUUUUUGGCAAAAACAACGAACGACUAUUGGCUCACAUAAAUACAAGUUUGAGACAACCAUGAUAAGCUCCGAAGCUCUGCCUAAGGUAAUAGAUAGCACACAAUUGACAUCGGACCUUGAUGGUACAUUACAUUAUGACCACCCGCAGUGGAUCGACUUGAGACUGGCGCUGGAGGAGCUGCUGUGGCAGGCGGGCGAGCUGCUUGACCGGCUGGACGACCUGCAGGAGGACGUGGCGCGCGCGGACUUCGCCGACGACGUGACGGGUGCGCGACGCGCCAUCGACGCGCACGCCGAUAUCGGAAAACGCCUCGCCAAAGUGCCCGUCGACGAGCUCGAGGCGCAAGGGUCGCGGGUGCUGCAGCGACUGGAGGCGGCGCAGGCGCAGGCGGCGGCGUGCGCGGAGGCGAGUGGCGAGGCCGCCUUCCACUGCGGCUCACCCGGCGCCGUCCGUGCGCAGCUCGCCGCCGUGCGGUCGGCACACGCGCACGCCCACAAGCUCUGGCAGCACAAGAAGAUGCAGCUCGACCAGUGCUUCCAGCUCAGACUCUUCGAGCAGGACUGCGAAAAGAUGCUAGAAUGGAUCGUCAACCAUCGAACGGCAUUUCUGGCGACGUACGUCGAGAUCGGUCGCUCGUGCGCCGCGGCCAAGCGGCUGCAGGAGGAGCACGCUAGGUUCGCGGCGGCGUGCACUGGCGGCGGGCGGCCGAGCGUUGCGCGCGUGGCGACUGCGGCGCGCCGGCUCGCCGACAAGCGCCACUAUGCGGAGGCGCAGAUCUCCGCCCUCGCGCUGCGCCUCGAGCGUGCCUACAAGCACCUUGCCGCAGGUCUCGAGGAGCGCUCGGCAGUGCUGUCGCUGUCGGUGGUGUUUCACCACAAGGCGGAGGCGUACGCGGCGGCGGUGGGCGGGUGGGGAGCGCAGUGCGCGCUGGCGCUGCAGCUGGCCUCGGGCGGGCCGGCACCAGGAGGGACGGGUGCGCCCGGCGGGCAGGGCGGCGCGCCGUGCACCGACCCGCGGGCCCUCGAGCAGCACGCGCAGCGCCACCGCCAGCUCUACGAGCACAUGUGCCAGGCCUACACCGAGGUUCACUCGACCAGCAAGAAACUUCUGUACCAACUUGACCAUCUCGUUCAAGUGUGUCAUCAGACCGACUCUGCCGAUAUGAGCGAGGACUGCGGCGGCGGCGGCGGCGGAGGCACGGGCGGGACGGGCGGCGGCGCCGGAGGUGAUCCCGCCGCCGACUAUAGCUCGGGCGCCAACCACGUGUUAGCCGUCAUCCACCAGAUCCUCGGGCACCAUCGUGCCCUGGAGGCGCGCUACCACCAGGCGCGUCUCAAGCUGCACCGGCGCCUCGCCCUUCUGUUGUACAAGGAGGACUGCCGCCAGGUGCUGGAUUGGCUGUCCAACCAUGGCCUCCAGUUCCUGCAGAAGAACACCGGAAUAGGACGAAAUCUUCACAAGGCUAGAGUGUACCAAAAAUCUCACGAACAUUUCGAAAACGUCGCGCAGAACACGUACACGAACGCGGAGAAACUGCUGUCGGCGGCAGAGGAGCUGGCGCGGUCGGGCGAGUGCGAGCCGGAAGAGGUGCUGGGCGUGGCGCGCGAACUGGAGGCGCACGUGGCAGCUUUCGCGGCGCGCGUCGACCGCCGCCGCCGCCGCCUCGACCUCGCCGUGCUGCUCUACACCCACGAGAAAGAGCUGGUGCAAUGGCUGGAGACGCUGCGCGGGGGCGGGGGCGGCGCGGGCGCGGGCGACGAGAGUCCCGAGGCGGCGCGGCGCGCGCUGGAGCAGUGCGCGCAGCACCGCGCCGCCAGUCUCGACGCCUGCGCCGCCACCAUCGCGCAGGGCGAGACGCUGCUGCAGGACCUCAGGUCGUCGGGCGACUCGGACGCGGCGAGCACGGGCGCCGUGGAGAGCGCGUUGGAGCGGCUGCGCGGCACGCGGGGCGCGCUCGAGGACCUUUGGGCGGAUCGCGAGCGCCGCCUCGAGCUCACGCUGCAGCUGCGACAUUUCGAGCGCGAUGCACUCGAGGUGUCGUCGCGUCUGGAGCUGUGGGGCGACGAGCUGCAGCGCACGGAGCCGCCUCGCGAGCCGCACCAAGCGGAGCAGGCGCUUGCCGCGCACAACGAAAGCGUCGCGCGUAUGCAGCACGCCACUUAUCAAGUGGUGCAGCAAGGUCAGGAACUGGCGGCGGCCAUCGCUGAGGCGGCGGAGGCGAUGUCGGGGGGUGCGGCGGGAGGCGCAGCGGGCGGUGCGGCGGGCGGCGAGGGCGACGCUGCGCCGCCGGACGCGCAGGCGCGCGUGCAACUUUUACUCGACUUCCUGCACGACCGCCAGCUCGACCUCGAGGAGCUGGCAGAGGAGCGCCGCGCGCGUUUCGAGCAGUGCGUCCAGCUCGGUCAGUUCCGGAAGGACGCUGCUCAGGUGGUGAGCUGGAUCCGCAACGGCGAGGCGAUGCUAGCGGCGUCUUUCUCCAUCCCGGGCACGUUGGCGGAAGCGGAACAGCUGAAGCGCGAGCACGACCAGUUCCAGGUGGCCGUUGAAAAGACGCACGCGAGCGCCGUUCAGGUCAAGUACCGCGCCGACGCGCUGCGCGCUGCCAACCACUACGAGCCCCACACCAUCAGGGAAAUAUCGGAGGAGGUGACGGAGCGUUGGCAACGGCUGGUGACGUGCGCGGAGGAGCGUCACAAGUUGGUGACGGCGUCACUCAACUUCUACAAGACGGCGGAGCAAGUGUGCUCGGUACUGGACUCACUGGAGCGUGAGUACCGCCGCGACGAGGACUGGUGCGGCUCCGGCGCCGCGCCCCUCGCGCCCCUAGCGCCCGCUGUAACGGCGCUGAUCGUGAAGCACGGCGAGCAGAAGGAGGCUUUCCUGAAGGCGUGCACGCUGGCGCGCCGCACCGCCGAGACGUUUCUCAAGUACGCGGCGCGCUCCGCCCAGGUGCACGGCCAGACCGCCGCCGCCAGCAAGCACCACCAUGACCAGACGCGCGCUAUUCUCGACACCCUGCUCGCCCAGGAGAACAAGGUACUGGAGCACUGGACGGUGCGCAAAAAGCGACUGGAGCAGUGCCAGCAGUUCGCGCUAUUUGAGCGAUCUGCGCGCGCGGCCGUUGAGUGGAUCCGCGAGACGCAGGAGCGGUGCGGCGCUGCAGGCGCGGCGGCCGCAGUUGCGGCGGCGGGGGUGGCGCGCGAAAGCCGAGAACGCGUGCGUUUGCUGGCCCAACUUGCCGAUGGGCUCGUCGAGAAGGGCCACCCGCACGCCGUGCAGAUCAAGGAUUGGGUCGCCGCCGUCGACGCCAGAUAUGCGGAGUUCAGCGGAUCCAUGGAGGGUGGAGAGAGCGAGGCGGAGAGCGAGACGAGCACGGCGCCGUCCACGGCCUCCGCUCACUCGGAGGAAUCGCGCACCGCCGAGGCAACGCCUGCCGCCGCGCCGCCCUCCGGCGACGAGAAGCGCCGCAGCGCGCGACGCAAGGAGUUCAUAAUGGCGGAGCUGCUGCAGACUGAGCGGGCCUAUGUCAAGGAUCUGGAAACGUGCAUCACAUGUUACUUGCGCGAGAUGCGCACCGAUCCCGCCUCCGUGCCGCCCGCUCUGCAGGGGAAGGAGGAGGUGAUCUUCGGCAACAUCGAGGAGCUGCACCGGUUCCACGAACGCGUGUUCCUGCGCGAGCUGGACAAAUACUCGACAAUGCCUGAGGACGUGGGUCACUGCUUCGUGACGUGGGCGCGCGAGUUCGACAUGUACGUGUCCUACUGCCGCAAUAAGCCCGACAGCAACGCGGCCGUGGUGCAGCACGCCGGCGACUACUUCGACAGGGUGCAGCGCAAGAGGAAGUUAGAACAUCCGCUAGCUGCGUACCUUAUCAAACCCGUGCAGAGGAUCACCAAGUACCAGCUGCUGCUAAAGGACCUGCAGGCCUGCUGCGCCGAAGGCCAGGGUGAAAUCAAGGACGGACUGGACGUGAUGCUGUCGGUGCCGAAGAAGGCGAACGACGCGAUGCACCUGUCACUGCUGGAAGGGUGCGACGUGCCCACCGACAGCCUGGGCGAGGUGGUGCUGCAGGAUUCCUUCCACGUGUGGGACCUGCGCCAGAUCAUCAAGAAAGGCCGAGAACGACGAGUCUUCCUCUUCGACCUGCACCUCCUGCUCGCCAAGGAGGUGAAGGACUCGCACGGGAAGGCCAAGUACAUCUACAAGACUAAAUUCAUGACAUCGGAGCUGGGCGUGACGGAGCACAUCGAGGGCGACGAGUGCAAGUUCUCUGUGUGGACGGGCCGCGAGCCCAUGGCCAGCGACUGCCGCAUCGUGCUCAAGGCGCCCUCGCUCGACGUUAAGCAGACCUGGGUGCGCCGCUUGAGGGAAGUUAUUCAGGAGACAUACUUCCGCGGCCCGCUGGGGCCGACGCCACCGCGCAGCCCAUUGCGCGGCCGCACCACCAGCUCGCAACGCUCCAGCAGGGACCUCGACGACACGUAUCUGGACGAGAACGUCGAUCGCAAUUCUCUGGCGUCAUUCGGGAGCGGCAACACCACCGACUCGGACAAGGCCGUUCCCGAGACGCAGAUGAGCUGGGUGGUGGCGGAGCACACGGCCGCGUCCGCCGGUGAGCUGAGCGUGAGCAAGGGCCAGCAGGUGGAGCUGGUGGAGCCGUGGGCGGCACGCGCCGAGUGGUGGGUGGUGCGCGUGCCUGGCACGGGGGAGGCAGCGCAGGGCGCGGUGCCGGUGCACGUGCUCAAGCCGCAGCCGCAGCCGCACACGCAGCCCCCGCCCGCGCCGCACACGCACCGCAAGACCUCGCCCUCGCCCUCGCCCUCGCGCCGCCCGCUCGCACAGCCCGACGAACCCUUAGACGCAUCGAGCGAUGCGACGGGCUCUGUGAGCGCAGCCAGCCCCGGCAAGCGACGUGGCUUCAGUGGACGGCGAUGGUUGGGGCUCAAAGGAAAACAGUCACAGGGCAAAGCCGACAAAACAUCGUCCGGCGGCCAAACACCCGCCCCCACGGACAAGCCCACACCACUGAAGAAAACACCGUCCGAUAAGAAACUCCGUCUGCCGUACACGAGCGGCGAGGGUCGCGAGGAGCAGGGCAGCAGCAGCGCCGCGCUCGACGAGGGCGAGGACGAUGUGCCCGAGCUGGAGCUACCGCCGCCCAUGAAACCCAUACAGGACCCCCAGGCGGUGCUGCAGCAGGCGCCCACGCCGGCCACCGCUGCGCCCGCCACACGCAACUCCCUGGCUAUGGAUUCUCUGGAUUCCAACGCGGGUCCGGCUGAUAUCGCAGAAAUUGAACAAAUUGUGAAAGAAAAAAUGGAACAGCACGGUGGUGGAUGUUUGGCGGGUGCGCACGUGGCGCCCGGCGUGGCAGAAGACGACCCCCCGCCCACGCCCCCCACACCGGGGCCCGACGACGUCGAGGCAAUACUGAAGAAGCGCGACUACGUUCUGCGCGAGCUCGUCGACACCGAGGAGAUCUACGUGUCCGACCUUCGACUCAUCUGCGAAGGAUAUAUCCGUCACAUGGCGGACCCUACCGCGGAACCAGCGUUGCCUGAAAGCCUUCGCGACCGGCGCCAUCGCAUGAUCUUUGGAAACAUCGAGGCCAUUUUCGAAUGGCACCGCGAUAAAUUUUAUCGCGAGUUGCUUGUCUGCGUCGAGAAGCCGGAGCUGCUGGGGCCGCUGUUCCGCCGCUUCCUGGAGAAGCGCAUGUUCCUAUACGAGGCGUAUUGCCGUAACAAACCCGUCUCCGAGUACAUCGUGUCCGAGCACGACCAGUACUUCCAGGAGCUCAGACAGAAGCUAAAUCACAAGCUGCAGCUGGGCGACCUCCUGAUCAAGCCCAUCCAACGCAUACAAAAGUAUCAUCUCCUCGUCAAGAAAAUCCUGGCGUACACACAGAGCGCCAACCAGCCGCCGGAGGUGGUGGCCGCAAUAGAGGAUGCGGUCCUGUGCACAUCCAUCAUACCUAAAAACGCCAACGACAUGAUGGACGUCGGCCGCUUACAAGGAUUCACGGGCAACAUUACGGCGCAGGGUAAGCUGCUGAUGCAGGACCAUAUGACGGUGUCGGAGGCGGGCGGCGGGGACAAGGGCAAGGAGCUGCACGUGUUCCUCUUUGAGCAGUGUGUCAUAUUCAGCGAGCCCGUCGGCAAGCGCAGUCAGUUCGUCAGCCCCACGUACAACUACAAGGCACAUGUACAGGUGAACAAGAUGGAGGUGGAAGAGUUGGAGAACAGCGGUGCUUUCAUAAUCCACUCUGUGGACCCGAACAAGCCGAAGCAGUCGUUUGUGUGCCGCGCGCCGGAGCCGCGGCGGGCGCAGUGGGCCUCCACGUUGGCCACCAUCCUGCGCUCGCAACGCAUGUUCGGCGAGGCGCUCGAGAACCCCGCCGCGUACCUGCGCGAUCUGCACCGCGACCAGGCGCGCGAUCCCGCCAAUAUGGGUGAGGGUUGGAGCGCGCUUCGCAAGACGGAGAGCGUGCCCCCGUGCGUUGGCGGGCGUAUGGCGGCCGAGAUGCGCGCGCGCUCGCAGCGCCCCCAUGCCAAGGCCAACACCAUCAACCUGCCGCCCACGCCCCCCGUGACACCUGCCACACCCGCCACCGCAGACCGUAACAAGCAUGCUGUGGCGGUCAGCCCCACUUCGCCGCACGCCAAUGGCUUAUCGAAGCGAGCCUGGGGACUAAAAUUACGUCGAGGCGGCAGCGCUGGCGGGGGGGAACCGAGCGCGGAGGGCGUGGUGACCGAGCUGCGCGCGCCGGAGCUACUCGAGCCCGCGGCGGACGUGACCGCGGCGCCCGGUUCGAGCGCGACCAUCGCGUGCCGCGCGAAUGCGACGCGCGCCACCGCCGCCUGGCGUAAGACUGCGCCCGAGACACGCGCACUGCGGCACGGCGGCCGCUUCGUGAUCUCCUUCGCCGGCGACGGGCUGGCGACGCUGACGAUCCACGCGUGCCGCGCCUCGGACGCCGGCGUCUACUGCUGCCUGGUGAGCAACGAGCUGGGCGGCGUGCAGAGCUCGGCGCGGCUGACGGUGGGCGCAGGCGGCGCGCCCGGCGUGCCCGCGGUACGCGCGCAUCCCGGCGGCGGGCUUGUCGUGCAAUGGGACGAACCGGCGCCCGCGCACCUCGAGUACUGCCGCAUGGGCGAGGGCGAGUGGCGGCGCGCCACCGACACGCCUGCUGCUGCCGGUACUCUCGCCCUUGAGGAGUUGCCCGCGGGACAGUACAGCUUCAGGCUGGUGAGUGUGCGUGGCGGGGCCGCAGGCGGUGCGUCCGCUGCGGCGACGUGCGGCGGUGGCGGUGCCUGGCAGCGAGAACAGUUCGCUCGCCGCUACGCCAUCGAGGAGGAGCUGGGCCGCGGGCGCACAGCGCGAGUGCUCGCCGCACGGGACACCGGCACCGGACACCGCGUCGCACUCAAGCAGGUGGUGGGUGGGCGCGGCGCGGACGCGGUGCGCGAGUACCGCAUAUUGUCGCGCGGCGCGCACGCGGCGGUGGUGCGCGCGCUGGCACUGUUCGCGGAGGUGCCGCGCGCGGGGGCGCAUACGCUCGUAUUGGAGCUGGUGGGCGGCGGGCCGCUGCUAGACUGGGCAGCCGCCGAGUCCCCCGGUGGCCCUCCGCGCUACACGCAGCGCGCUGUGGCACACCACACGCGCGCCCUGCUCUCCGCUCUCGACUGGCUCCAUUGCAACGGAGUCGCGCACCUCGACGUUCGGCCGGAGAAUAUCCUGGUGGAGGUUGGGGGCGCGCAGCCGCAGCUCAAGUUGGUAGACCUGGGCUCCGCGGUGGAGACGGGCGGCGGCGGGGGCAGUUCGGACGCGGCGGGUUCAGCGCGUGAUGUGCUGCCGCCCGCGCCUGCCCAGCUCGAAUUCGCGCCGCCCGAGUGCGUGCUCGGCCGACCUCCCACCGCUGCCUGGGACGCCUGGGCCGCCGGCGUCUUCCUCUACGUAUUCCUCACCGGGCUGUCGCCGUUCCUGGACGAGUCUAUAGAGGAGACGACGGCGAACAUCAUCAAGUGCGACUACUGCUUCCCGGCGGAGCACUGGGCCGGCGUGGAGGAGGGGGCACGGACGCUCAUCCGCGGCCUUCUGGCACCCGCGCCCGCGCAGCGCACGCGGCCGCGGGUCGCGCUCGAUCACCCCUGGCUGCACGAGGCGCCGGCGACGCCGCUCUCCGCGAGUCGGCUGCAGACGUUCCUGGACCGGCGGCGACCGGCGGGGCACGGCAACGCGCUGCACUCGCUGCGCUCCCCGGAUGACACGUGACGCCUCGCCCCCGCGCCCGCCCCCGCCUCUGCCUCCACCUCCACCCCCGUCACCGCACCCUCGGCUGCCACCACGCCCACCGCGACUGACCACUGCACACCAUUUUCAAGUCUCGAUGUGGCCACGGGGUGAAGCGUCGACAUGUGUCCGUGAAAUUAUUCAUAAUACAGGAAGGCGAAUACAACAGAUACGUGAGCUGUGGGGGUGAAAUUAGAUUAUAAACAGUUUACACAGAGGCGAGUCACUGCACGGAGAAAAUAACGAAUACAUGCCUUUAAAUCGCUCAAAUCUUAAGAGCUUCUUUAGUCAAAAACGAAAUUUCGGGUCGACCAGGGGAGGGUAGGGCUCGGCGAAGGAAGGAGAAGAGACCGCGCCGGUGUUCGCUUGUCGCAGUGGGACAGUUUGAGGGAUCUCCUGUGCGGCAGAGUUCAGAAAAGUGUCUGUGAUUUAUGCUAAUAUAAUAUUUCUUGCUUAUUCCUAUUUUAAUGUAUUACUUUAAUGAUCAUUAUACUGUAUAUAAUUUUUAUAUAACACUCUAGUUUUGUAAUUGUCUAUAGAGGGAUGCAUUCACGUUUGUACCGCCACCGUCACCGUCACCGUCACCGCCACCGCUACCGCCGCCGACAUCUCAACGUGACGUCAUCUUGCUAGGAUUAAAUGCUCUAUCCAUUGUACUUCUCUGGUCAUAAUGUGCCAAUUGGGACUAAAUAUGUUAAGCGAAAGAUGAAAUAUUACGAAUUUGUCGAUGAUAUAGUGGUCACGCAGUGCACGAGUACAUACACUGCACCAAGAAUAUAUAGGUAAUGUAGUAACUAGACAAAUAUAGACAAAUAUUCUACUCGUGAUAUAUAAAAGAUUUAUUGUUUUAUGAAAUUAUUCGUAAUAAAAUAAUAUUUGCGUGUAGGAUAUUAGAGCCCUCACCGUGUUAAAAUCAAAGAAAUUUAUCUUACCCCGCGACUAAAUAUUUUAUUUUACUUGUCAUCUUCAUUUUUUAAUUAAUUCUCAUGUUAAAAUAAUUUUACAUAUAAAACACUUUCUUUAUCCAUCUGUAUCAAAUGAUGACAAAGCACAAAUGAUUUGUUAUAAACGUAGCUAUGACAGUGUGUGUAGUUAGUGCACGAGGCGUGACAUUGCGUGGCACGCUGCAACACGCUAUGGCACGUUGUGGCACGUCGUCUCGUCGUGCUCAUUGUGAACAGAACAAGUACUAGAUAUGUACGUUUGUGUGCUGAGUAGUUCGCUCGCUAUUCCAAUGUAUGUGUUAAGGCAAUACUAUAUUUGUAAACAUUGUAAUAAAAUAUUGUAAGCUUUAAAA
This is a messenger RNA of Papilio xuthus (Asian swallowtail), 10240 nucleotides long. RefSeq names its product trio Rho guanine nucleotide exchange factor (gene trio). Gene Ontology annotation, cellular component: cytoplasm; extrinsic component of membrane; plasma membrane. The coding region runs from base 331 to 8925 and encodes 2864 amino acids. NCBI's taxonomy places the organism in Eukaryota, Metazoa, Arthropoda, Insecta, Lepidoptera, Papilionidae. The transcript has 48 exons. Gene Ontology annotation, biological process: axon guidance; protein phosphorylation. The record is from RefSeq and is a predicted model, not a curated record. Gene Ontology annotation, molecular function: protein kinase activity; guanyl-nucleotide exchange factor activity; ATP binding.